Notothenia coriiceps (black rockcod) is the source of this 1401-nucleotide messenger RNA. Its product is annotated as retinal guanylyl cyclase 2-like. The transcript has 9 exons. The record is from RefSeq and is a predicted model, not a curated record. Lineage: Eukaryota; Metazoa; Chordata; Actinopteri; Perciformes; Nototheniidae. The annotation marks the transcript as partial.
GAACCAGGAUGCAGCGUCCCCGGUGGUUGCUAGGAGCAUGUCUAUGGUUGCUAUGCUCCACAGAGGUGUGGACGGCGACCUUUAAGCUGGCUCUGAUUGGACCAUGGUCAUGUGACCCCCUUUUCUCCCGCGCCAUGCCGACGGCGGCUGCCAACCUGGCAUUGUCACGGUUACGGAGUGACACCGGGCUGAGCAGAGGCUACUGGUACGACGUGAAGCUACUGGACGAGGACUGCUCCGCCUCCAAAGCACUGACAGAACUCGGGGACAUGGAGGGUUAUGGACACGCUUACAUCGGCCCCUUCAGCCCCGCCCUCUGCCAUGCUGCCUCUUUAUUGGCUCAGCACUGGGAGGCGGGGCUUGCCUCUCCAGGCUGUCUGGGUGCUGAUUGGCCCAACCUGCCGCCCCUCCCCCAGCCCAGCAGGUUGCUCUUCAGCGUGUUGCGGUUCUUCCGCUGGGCGCACGUGGGCGUCAUCUCAGCUCCAACAGACCUUUGGGUGAGUACCGGACAAGAAGUGGCCUCUGCGCUCCGAGCACUAGGGCUGCCCAUUGGUCCGGUAGUUACCAUGGAAACCAAUAAAAACGGUGGCGCUCAGGAGGCUCUGCGAGCGAUCAGAGUGGCGGACAAGGUCAAAGUGGUCAUCAUGUGCAUGAGCUCUGUUCUGAUUGGUGGAGAGGAUCAGCGGGAGCUCCUGCUGACGGCUCUGGACAUGGGGAUGGUUGCCGACGGUUACGUGUUCAUCCCGUACGACGCGCUGCUGUACGCCAUGCCGUACCAGGACAUAGCAUUUCCUCAGCUGACCAAUAGCACGAAGCUCCGCCACGCCUACAGCUCAGUCCUCACCGUUACCAUGGCGUCCGACCAGAGCUUCUAUGAAGCCUUCAGACAGGCGCAGAUCAACCGUGAGAUCCGGACAGCUGUAUCUGCCACCGAGGUGUCUCCAAUCUUCGGCACCAUCUUUAACAUGGUGUACUUCGUUGCUAAGGCGGUGGAGGAGCGUCGUCAGGCAGGGGGCGGGCAUUGGGUGACAGGCAACCAGCUCAUCCAAUCAGAUGGAGGCUUUGAUUUCCAGGGCUUCAAUCAGGUGGUGUACGGAGGUAAAGAGGGGCGGGGCAUGCAGGCCAAGUACGUGGUGUUGGACAGCGAUGGAGACAGAUUUGUGCCGACACACACUCUCGCUCCGACACACACACAUGGGCCGGUCGGAAGCCUGAAACCUCUGAGUCACACCUUCAUCUUCCCUGGAGGAAAACCCCCCUCCGCCAGCUUCUGUUGGUUCAGCCCAGAGGAGGCCUGCAGUGGGGGUCCGGAAACGGUGUCCAUGUUCUUUGCCUUCCUGCUGUUCUGCGCUUUGAUUGGAGCUUUUAUCUACUGGAUAAAGAAGUACAAAAGAAAAGCAA